AUGAACACCCAUAUCGACCCUACGAACAACCCGACCAACUUCCCGCUCUCCCUUAUCCCCGGACUCGGUAAUCAUGAUAUGGCUGACGAGUACCGCGCGAACCUUGACCCAGCCUCUGUGGAAUACCAGGUUCGAGUAGCCGGAUCCAAGCUCCAUAUAACGGCCUGGUCGUUAUAUGUAUCUACAUUGUGGUGUUUGAAGCUGUGCUUCGCAGUUUUUUACACCCGACUGACGGCUGGUCUUACACACAUGAGAAUUCGUGUCUACAUAGCUUAUGCGGCCAUCAGUGUGACGUAUGUUGCGGUCAUGGCGACCCUGCUUGGAUCCUGUCAACCGUUCAAUCAUUAUUGGCAGAUUCAUCCUAACCCAGGAAACCAAUGCACGCCAGCAAUUUCAACCGUGAACUGCUUAGUCGUUGUCGUUCUUGACGUAUUAACCGACAUCUACCUUCUCCAUAUCCCGCUCUUAAUGCUGUGGGACGCCAAGCUCUCCCGGCUGAAGAAGUUCUUUCUGAUUGUGCUCUUCAGUGGCGGCAUCUUUAUCAUUAUGGCUGGCAUAAUUCGGGUCCACUUCAUCCUCGCUCCCGGACGAAAAGGAGGUUUAGCCGCCGCGUACUGGGGUAAAUGUGAGAUUCUGGUCGCCUUCAUCAUCGGAAAUGUUCCCAUGAUCUAUGGUGGAUUCACAGUUUUGCUUCGGCAAUCUAAGGAUUCCAAGGUCUCGGCGAGAAUGAGAUUGAAGACCAAGGGCUGGUUAGGGGCAGAAAGAUUCACCAGUAUAUUCUCCUGGGCCGCCCGCACCAGGAGUCAUACAUGCCAUGAAAAAACCGCCAAGCCUCCGAUAUCUGUCGUCCUGGGUGCUACAGAAAGCAACGCUUCAGCGGUGAAGCAACACACGCGGUCAUCAACGCCAUGGGCUCAUCACGGAUCAGAGAAUCGUUUCGCCACCAAUAUCGACAAUAGCGAAACGCAACACGCUGAGAUGGACUCAGAAUUAGGCAUCCACGUCACGCGAGGCAUCCGGGUUGAAGUGGAAAGUUUGGAGAGCAGAGAAGGCAACCCGGACAGCAUGGGGACCAGCACCCAAAACAGUCGAACAGAUAGUGAGGCUCAGCUCGGUCAAUUUAUGCUCGACACUCCCUUUGGCAAGCCGGCUGCAGAAGACGUCGCUAAGCUCCCGUCGCAGGAGAAGCAAAGUCGGCGUGACCACCAAGGUCAACGACCUGGCACGUCUGACAAGCGGAAUGUUACAAAGUGGAUUUCCGAAGAUUCUUCUGGAGAAACAUGCGAGCGAAGUGAGUGGUUUUAA
This is a messenger RNA of Endocarpon pusillum Z07020, 1305 nucleotides long. RefSeq lists its product as uncharacterized. The transcript has 4 exons. The record is from RefSeq and is a predicted model, not a curated record. Lineage: Eukaryota; Fungi; Ascomycota; Eurotiomycetes; Verrucariales; Verrucariaceae. Bases 1 to 1305 code for a protein of 434 amino acids.